Messenger RNA from Cuscuta europaea, 2208 nucleotides. The record is from the annotation of a GenBank genome assembly. NCBI's taxonomy places the organism in Eukaryota, Viridiplantae, Streptophyta, Magnoliopsida, Solanales, Convolvulaceae.
CUCUGCCUUGAUGUUCCUCAAAUUUCUCAUCAUCUGAACAAAACGAAAAAACUCCAGCAAAUCCCUUCCACAAAAACGAGGACCAAGAGAAAAGACUGGCCGAUGUACAGGCUGGAAAAAACUUCCAAACCGAGACUAAAACAAAUCAAAGAAACCGCUCACAAAGGAACGUACACCCCCUCGGCAAAGAAUACUGAAAGAAAACUGAAAGAAUAGGAAAACCAGAAAGUGGAGCAAAAUUGUUCACCCCCUGAGAGAGGCCGACGAAGCGUAGUCCCCUCAGAGAUUACCCUCCUUCCGCCUGCGUACACGGCGAAUUCUGUCGAAGUGCCGACGCAGCCAUUGUUAAGCUCUCGCUAUAGUUUUAUUAUCAUCACUACCCACUCUAACACUUAAUCCAAACAUAGUGUUUGGUUUUUGUGGUAAAUGGAAACCCUGUAAGCUCACUACAGUUCAAUACAUUGGCUAUGGAGAAUGAUUUUAUUCGGUCUGCUUCAUUGAGAGCUAGCCGAAGACCCGACCGUAGUAACCACCAAUCAAAAGGUUAAUAGAUUACGGAUCAGAUGGGGAGGACCAGUUCCUUCUAAGUGGAAAGGCGUAUCAAGAUUACCAGAUGAAGAUAUUGUGGAAGAAGGGCUUUAUUCGACUGCUACUUGUGGCAGGGAUUAUUUGGAUGUUUCUCAUCUGCAUUGUAUUGCUGUUUCAUCUCUGGACUUGCCAAUCUUCUGCAUCUUUCUUUUUAGCUCUUUGUAACAGAGACAGCAAGUUUUUUGGGAUGUUGAACACAAUGGGACUUGUGACACCCCCACACCGUUGUCCAAUUCCGGUGGCAGAUGACCCCAAUAAAGUAGUCAUUCCAAAACUGAGAUCUACAGAAAGGUUUGUUCAGAGCCUUUCGUAUGUUGUAGAAAAUGUUACUGUACAUAGCGGAUCCCGUCCACUUCCUCUAUUUGGAGGAAACCAAACUUGGAAGCAAAGAGACCAGAGUUUUAUUGUGAAGCCAAAAAUGAAAGUGCAUUGUGGUUUCAUGCCAAAUGGUGGUGCCGAAAUGGCUAAGAAAGAUGUAGAAUAUGUAAAGAAGUGCCGCUUUGUGGUUGCCUCUGGCAUUUUUGACGGAUAUGACACACCUCACCAACCAUCCAACAUAAGUGAACGCUCUCAAAAGCUUUUUUGCUUUCUUAUGACAGUGGAUGAAGUGUCUCUUGACUUUAUCAAGAAAAAUGCCACAGUCAGGGAGGAUAAUGGUGGUGGGCUGUGGGUGGGCAUAUGGCGUUUGGUUCUACUAAAAAACCAACCUUAUGAUGAGCCUAGGAGAAAUGGCAAAGUUCCUAAGAUAUUAACCCACCGGCUAUUCCCUCAAGCACAAUACAGCAUUUGGAUUGAUGGUAAAAUGGAGCUAAUUAUUGAUCCCUUGCUUAUACUUGAAAGAUACUUAUGGCGUGGCAAGCAUACAUUUGCCAUUGCUCAGCACAAACAUCAUCGUAGUAUAUAUGAGGAAGCCGACUCAAACAAACGGAGAAAGCGUUAUGCUCGACCACUCAUUGAUCUUCACAUCAAAAUAUACCGUUAUGAAGGAAUGGAACCAUGGAGCCCAAAGAAAGGCACAGCCAGUGAUGUUCCCGAAGGGGCAAUAAUUAUACGAGAGCACACUGCAUUGAAUAACUUGUUUAGUUGCUUAUGGUUCAAUGAGGUUAACCUAUUCACGCCAAGAGAUCAGCUAAGCUUCGGUUAUGUUGUGUACAGGCUGAGGGGAAUGUUCAAAGCAUUCAUGUUCCCAAACUGUGAAUACAACUCCAUCUUUAUUUUACACCCUCAUACCCGUGAGCAUUCAUCUAAAGUUGAAUGGGUGAAAUCUUUGGAUGAGUUUAAAGCGGGUGAUACUAGUUUGAAAGAGAGUAGGGGAGGGUUUGGCUUGUGGACCCCUUACCCAGGGAAUCUCAAAACAGUUGUAUUGCCACCUGUAAUCCGAAAAUCAAAAGCUGGAUGAUUAGAUAGUGAUUUGAUAACUAUCUCCUGUCUUGUAAUUUUUUGAAAAUCAGUCCUGGUUUCAUAGUUUUUUGCUGUAAGAAAAAGGUUGUGAUUUUUUGCUAUAAAUGCAUAAUUAUGCUGUUCACAAAUUCUUGUAAGAGAAUGUCAUUAUCUUUAUUUUAUUUUUGGGUACUAAAGAUUGUAUGCUGCGUAUUACGGUAUUACCAUUACCCACUCAUU